This is a messenger RNA of Eriocheir sinensis (Chinese mitten crab), 4931 nucleotides long. RefSeq lists its product as uncharacterized. Gene Ontology annotation, molecular function: serine-type endopeptidase activity. NCBI's taxonomy places the organism in Eukaryota, Metazoa, Arthropoda, Malacostraca, Decapoda, Varunidae. The transcript is spliced from 6 exons. Gene Ontology annotation, biological process: proteolysis. The record is from RefSeq and is a predicted model, not a curated record. Bases 534 to 2831 code for a protein of 765 amino acids.
GUCGUACUAACUUUCACUAUUGGUGCCUGGCGUGUGGGCGUGAAGGAGGUGGUGGUUGCGGGGCCUGGCCGGUGAAAGGCUGCAAUGGCUGGCAGGCCGGCUGGUCCACCCACGCGAACACCCACCAGCGCCGCCCUCCUGCAUGACUCUCACUUGGGACUCGUUGGGUUGAUCCAGGUCGUGUUUUCUCGUACGUCAGAUCAACCCUCAGACCUAGAUUUCGAGCGCGGUCAUAACAUUUUCUUCUGGGUCAUUUGAAUAGGUAAAUCUUGCAUGAUUAUCUAGAAGAACUUGGCUUUGAAUGCGUGGGUAAACUUCUUCUGGUUUUUGCAUAGCUUGAUCUUGCUAGAACUUGACUUGAACGUGUGGGUGAGACUUCUGGCUCUUGAUUAGUCAAAUCUUCCAUGAAUAGCUAGAACUUGACUUGGAAUGCGAAGAAUAAGACAAAUAGCAAAAAGAACGUCACUGCCUCUGUCAUUACGUCUCCUGUUGGUUACCGUUCUAAGAGCCUUCAUCGUUCUUCCAACAGCACCAUGAGGCGCCUCCUUCUGGCGGCGGUGCUGGUAGCGGCGUGUCGGGGCGAGGCGCAGAAGAGGAACGAGUGGUCUUGGGGGUCAGACAGCGAGGAACCCAAGGCGGAGGAUGCGAAGAAGAUCUCAGGGAGGUCAGCCGCUAUUCACGGCCCGCCUGGAGGCAUUACUUCCUUCGCCCCAGCCCCAGGACAGCAGCUAGCCCCAGGACACCAAUUUGCCCCAGCCCCUGGAUCACAUCAAAUCCCAGGACUCCAUCUCAGCCCCGCUUCAGGACACCCUCACAGCCCCGCUCCAGCUCUAGGAGUCCGCCACACACCCGCCCCAGCCCUGGCAGCCCACCCGGGACCUGCCUCCCUCGCGCCAGUGGUCACGGGACACCACCAGCGCGGCGAGGACCGGAGCAUCGCGGUGGCUGGGCACGGAGACGGCCAAUCGGAGGGACGCUUCCUGGGCAUCAAGGACAAGCUGUGUGAAGUGGGCCUGGCCUUUGACUGUUACAAGGGCAAAGGCUACAAGGGCGGCGGCUACAGCCAUCACGACAUCGACUACGUGCAGCCCGUCCAGGUGGUGGCCGUCGGGGGUCCCAUCGCGGCCGUACCCAUCUCCCACGGCUACAAGGGCAAGGGUUACAGCCCUCCCGUACCUAUCACCUACCCCGCCCCUGCCCCGCCUAUCUACCACCCCCCUCCCCCAGUGCCAUCGUACGGCCCCCCGCCUCCCCCGAUCUACCCCCAGCCAGGCUACGGACAUCAUGACGUAGUGAAGCACGUCCACCAGCACCAGCAUGUGUACGACGCAUACUCAGGAAUCGGCGGGAGCUACGGCAAAGACAACUCCUACGGCAGCAAAGGCGCGUACUCCUCCCACGAAUCCCUUAUCGACAAGUCCAGCGCCGGAAGACCACUGCCAACCAUCCCCAUUAUCCCGCCAAGACCUCCUUUCUCCCCCUCUGUAGGCUUCCCAUCCUCCUCUGGCGGCUUCCCAUCCUCCUCUGGCGGCUUCCCAUCCUCCUCUGACGGCUUCACAUCCUCCUCUGGCAGCUCCUUCCCGUCCUCGCCCUUCCUGAAUGACUGUGAGUGUGUGGAGGCCCGUUUCUGCUCCAUCGGCGACGUCAUCCCAAGGAGUAACAGCAUCCCGCACAUCACCGCUCGGAACAAGAGAACCGAGACGCUCUCCACGGACGACAAGGACGACAACGAUAAGGUAAAGUUCUCGGCCUCGGAAGGUCGCGAGGUGGUGGUGAAGGCCGAAGGGGAGGCGAAGAAGGGCGAGGAGAAGUCCAGGAAGAAAAGGGACUCCGAUAAGGUGAUCUUUGAGGACGAGAGGAGACCGGCGAGGGAUACGAUGAUCUUCAGAGAAAACUUUGACAUUGGCAGCAGAGGCAUCCCAGCGCACUCCAGCAGCCGGCAAGGGUUCGGCAACGAAAUCUCAGGGCCUUGCGGCUUCGGUCGUGUGUGCUGUCGACACCCGAUCUUCAGGCAGCAGCGAGCCAUCAGUACCUGCGGCAGGAAGCGUAACUCCGUGGGGACGCUGGGCCGCGUCAAGACCAACCGCUUCGAGCAGGGCGACACGGAGUUCGGCGAGUACCCUUGGCACGGCGCGAUCCUGAGGCGCGACUCGGGGGACAACGUGUACGUUUGCGGCGCCGCACUCAUCGACUCCCGCCACUUGGUCACCGCCGCGCAUUGCAUUACCGGCCUGACGCCGGGAGAGCUCAAGGUCCGCCUGGGUGAGUGGGACGUGAGUGGCAAGUCCGAGUUCUAUCCCCACUUUGAUACCAACGUGGCCGGCCUCUACUCCCACCCUGACUUCUACGCCGGGAACCUCCAGAACGAUGUCGCCAUCAUUCGAGUCCAGACCCCCGUCGACCUGGUGUCCAACCCGCACAUCGGUCCAGUGUGUCUGCCCGACCGCUUUGCAUCCUUCGCCCGCCAACGCUGCUUCGUCUCCGGCUGGGGCAAGGACGCAUUUGGGAACCGCGGCAGCUUCCAGCACCUCCUGAAGGAAGUGGACCUGCCCAUGGUGGACCGGAGAACCUGCCAGACCGCCUUCAGGAGGACCAAACUCGGCUCCCAGUUCAUCCUCCACGACGGAAUGAUCUGCGCCGGAGGAGAGGAAGGGAAGGACGCCUGUGAGGGCGAUGGUGGGAGCCCCUUGGUGUGUGAGGGCGUAGACGGGAGUGUGGAGCUGGCGGGCCUGGUCUCAUGGGGUCUGGGCUGCGGCGAGCGAGGCAUUCCCGGAGUCUACACCAACGUCCCCUACUACAUGGACUGGAUCCGCUCCAUUACAAAAAGUUAGAAGGGACGUCAGGGAGAGAUUGGAUGCGUGUGUUAGGUUAGUGACUCGUGUGGUAGGGUAGAUGUAGUAGUUGUGGUAGUAGUAGUGGUUGUUGUAUGUAAUGGGGUGUGUUACUACUGAAAUAUGUCCAUUACAAGAAGUUAAGAGAGGAUACGUGUAGUAGGUCAAUGAUAGUCAACGUAAUGGUGAUUGAUUGUAGUGGGAUCUUGUGUUACUACCAAAAUCUGUCCUAUCCAUUACCAGAAGUUAAAGAGUUAUGUCAAGGAGAGGAUAUGUGUGGUAGGCCAAUGGUAGUUAAUGCCUUGUUCUCGUUGUUGUGUAGUUCAUGGUAGUUCCCGUUUAACUACCAUAACCUCAUCUGCCCAUUACAAGUAGUUAGUGGAAUGUCAGUAAGAGAAUGUGUGUUAGAUUAGUGUUACUUUAGUGGUAGUGUUUGUUGUGUUAAUACCAUUCCCUCACUGCUCCAUUACGCUGAGGGGGUUGUCAGGUUGGUAUGGUAGAGAGUAGUGUUAUUAGUGGUAGUGGUUGUGAUGUGUACCUCAAACCAGAGUGAGUGAGAUGUGUUAGUGUGUAUUAGUGUGUGUCAGUGUGUUAGAGCAUUAUGUGUAUGGUGUCAGUUCUCUCUUUCUUUCUUUUAUUUAUUCGUAAGUUUUUUGUUGUAUCUGAAUGUCUUGCUAUGGCACUAUAAGAUUGUGUUCACCCCCUGCGUGUUUAUAGGAUUCAAAACAGUGUUGUAUCAUUGCGCUGUCGUUGGUGGUCUCAAGUCUUUGUUAACGCAGCUCUUCUAGGCAGCUCGAUUCUUGGCUUCAAAUUCCUAAAAACUAUAUGAUGGAUGUGAACCUUCCUGAUAAUAAGGGUUUUGAGUGGAAGGUGCAAUUAUUGUUAUGUACUUUCACCCUUAUCUGGGCCUAGUAGUAUUUUUGUUACGUCUUUUCAUACUUUUUUUUCUAGUUAUGUAUAGUUUUCUUUAGCAUGGCGCUGUAACUUCAUGAUUUUUUUUGUCUUUUUUUCUUCAUUUUUUUACCUUUGAGCUGCUUCCCGUACUGUAAAAUAAUAAUGAUAUAGUUUUCUUGAGCAUUGCGCUGUAACUUCAUGAUUUUUUUUCUUUUUUCUUCAUUUUUUUUGCCGUUGAGCUGCUUCCCUUACUGCAAAAUAAUAAUGAUAUAGUUUUCUUUAGCAUUGUGCAGUAAUGUCUUGAUUGUUUUUUUUUCUUUUGUCUUCUUUUCUUGCCCAUGAACUGAUUCCCUUACUGUACAAAAAAAAAAAAUGUAGCCUCAAGCAAAACUCCAAGUCGCCUGGAAGACCUGCGUUCAUAGACUUGUUUUUUGCAGUCGAUGGAGUCACGCUAAAUUAUUUCUUGCCACGUGUUGUCUUGUUGUUCAGGGAUUGCGUCUCAUCGCUGUGUGGAUACUGCUUGAUUCCCGACGUCCGCUGUGUGUGUCUGUGUCUUAGGGUCAUAUUCUUAAACAUUUCGGCGCCCAAACACUUACAUUUAACAAGGCUUUGGUAGGCGUUUUAGGCAUUUUCAUGGGUAGUUUCAUGACCCUGGUGGUAGUUUGACUCUACUUCUGCACCAGGAACCUAAGAAAACACUCAUUAAAACCCGAUUGAUCUCCUUUUCGGCCUUUGGAAAUAGCUGAUGUGAGGGAAGCGUCUGACAGUACCGACUUUAGGUCCGUAUCUCAAACGCUUUCGGCUCCCACACUAUUAUUUCUAAAGGCGACAGAGGAUAUAUGUCGGGUUCUCAUGAGCGUUUUUCAUUUUCAUGGUGCAGAAGAAGGGUCAAACUACCACCAGGGUCAUAAAAGUACCCCUUGAAAUACACAGAACCUCUACGAAAGCCUUGUCGAACGUGGGUGUGUAAGCCCCGGAUUGUGUGAGACUAUGGAGCUUAAGAACAUUGUGUUAGAAAAGCUAUCUCUGUUAAUUAAUCUGUUAUCUGGUCCCCUGCAGCCUAGUUUACCAAAGCCUUAGGAAGUAGUGCAGACUUACAUUGGGUUGUUUUUUUAUUUAUGUUUGUCGUUUUCUAAUUCGUUGUAUCCAUGUGUUUGAUUAAUACCUGGUUUGUUUUGAGAUUGAUAAUGGAUGAUUUGUUUUUAU